AUGGCCGUCGUACUCCCUUCGGAGGAGAACGACCUCUUCGCCCCGGCGGCUUUGAGGAGAUCACAUUCCCAAUCGAAAUUCAUGUCAAAAUCCGCGCAGGGUUUUCAUGCAUCGGUCCCAACGCCUAAGAUGGACGAAACAUUCCACGAGUCGUAUCAUGAAGCUUACAGCCAUAGACCUACUCAUAUCGUACCCAACUCCAGCCCGUCUUCUGCUCCAUCCUCUCCUCGCACACUCCAGCCCGAAUCUACCGAUCCAUCAUAUUCUUCCACGCCGGCCACCAACUUAUCCUUAGAUGGGCAAUGCGAAGACGACAUCCGCAUUCAGUCGGAUGACCACAUCUUUGUGCAUGAGUUUGAUCAUAACCCAUAUUUCGACCCACUCGAGGAUUUAGAACCACCCCCGAGCCCUCGAACGGGCGACUCAUAUACCGUUUCUCCUACAGAUCCUAAUACAUCGGCGACUACCUCGCGUCCAGAGUCGCCAGAUUCUUUAGAACGCGCUGAUGAUGACACGGCGGUUGAGCAUCAUCCCACUCAACAUGUCGACUACCUAUCACACGAUUGGAGAGAAGAAGACAUUUGGUCAUCUUGGCGUUAUAUAGUCUCCAAAAAAAGCGAAUAUAGCAACGGACCGCGGCUGGAGAACGCAUCUUGGAGGACAUGGAUGAAAGCCAAAUAUAAGUUAAAAACAGUGACUCCUGAGACGCUGAAUUGGCUCAAGGACUGCGACGUGACUUGGUUGUAUGGUCCUCUACAAACUCGCCAUGGGGAGCUAUUCUCGAACGAUGCGGAACAAGGAAGCUCGACGUUAUCGAGGUGCGACUCGUUUGUCAGCAAGAAGCCCAUCCUUAAGAAGAGAAGCAUGUCGGAAAUUAUGCUUCAGCGAUCUCUCUCUUCCUCCUCUCUUCUAAAGCAAGCUACGGCAGCCGUCCAGGCCCAACAAAAGGAUGCUACCGUCCGUGUUGGGCGGCCAAUAUUACACCGGGCUACAACGGAUUAUGUUACAUUUCCCUUCUCGUCUAGGAGAAGAAGCCACGAGAACACAAGCAUUCUGGCCUCGACAGCCUCUUCUGGCAUAACAUCUCCCUCCUCAGAGCGAAAACACAUCCAUUUCGACGAGCAAGUCCAGCAAUGUAUUGCAGUUAAUGUCAAGGGGGAUGACGAAGAUGAAGACGAGGUAGACCACUUCCGUUGGAGAUAUGGUGAUGACAGCGAUUCCGAUGACGGUGCAAUCAUGAUGAAGAAAACCAAGACAUCAAAGAAGCCUGUCAUUCCUCGAAGAAGAUCUCCAGUGAACACGCCCAAUGAGAGCAAGACCAUCGCCAUGUUACCUUCAACUACCUUGAAGUACCGAGAGGAUACGCCGACGCCAGAGACAGCGAUGAAACACAGUACCGGUAACUUGAGGAGUCCGAUCUUGUCACCAUCACCUUCUCAAGAGACACUCAGACCCUCUCGAGCUUCGAGCUCAUUCUUUGCAGAGGACGAUGAAGGAGGUGAGCUAUAUGAGGAGGGCGAAUCAACUCCACUAUCCAGUCCAAUAAAUGCAGCAUCUCAUUUUAAGCAGCCUAUUCCGCAACAUACAACGUCUACGAGUACUACCGCAGUUGAGCCGACUGGCAUGCGUCGGACAGAGAGUGGAAUGUUUAUGCCAUUUGAAGAGGGCGACGUUCAGCCCAAUGAUGGGAUCAUUGGUCGAGUAAUAGACACAGUCAACACUGCCCGAGAUAUUGCUCAUGUCAUCUGGAACGUCGGUUGGAGAAAAUAA
Messenger RNA from Hypoxylon trugodes, 1770 nucleotides. RefSeq lists its product as uncharacterized. The coding region runs from base 1 to 1770 and encodes 589 amino acids. Gene Ontology annotation, biological process: cellular response to glucose starvation; protein catabolic process in the vacuole. The record is from RefSeq and is a predicted model, not a curated record. Lineage: Eukaryota; Fungi; Ascomycota; Sordariomycetes; Xylariales; Hypoxylaceae. The transcript is spliced from 2 exons.